UCUCACAUUUUUUUUUAAAUCACUUUCACUUCACGCAAUUUUAAGCUUUCGUUUCAGUUCACGCUCUUUGUUGAAAAACUUCAUACUACAGAUCGGAAAAACUCAAUUCUCUUCUACAAUAAUGUCUCCAGUGCCUGCUCUCAGUCCUGCUGAUGCCGAGAAGCUAGCUAAUCUCAAAUCUGCUGUUUCCAGCCUUACUCAAAUCAGUGAUAAUGAGAAAUCUGGAUUUCUUAACCUUGUCACUCGCUACCUAAGUGGUGAGGCACAACAUGUCGAGUGGAGUAAGAUCCAGACGCCAACUGAUGACGUGGUGGUGCCUUAUGACAAGUUAGCACCUCUCUCUGAAGAUCCCGCGGAAACAAAGAAGCUCUUAGACAAACUUGUUGUCCUGAAGCUCAAUGGAGGCUUGGGAACAACAAUGGGGUGCACCGGUCCCAAAUCAGUUAUUGAAGUUCGUAAUGGUUUGACAUUCCUUGAUUUGAUUGUCAAACAAAUUGAGGCUCUCAAUACCAAGUAUGGAUGCACUGUUCCCCUGCUUUUGAUGAAUUCAUUCAACACCCAUGAUGAUACAGCAAAGAUUGUAGAAAAAUAUUCAAACUCAAACAUUGAGAUUCACACAUUCAAUCAGAGUCAGUAUCCUCGUAUGGUUAUUGAGGACUUUGCUCCACUUCCUUGCAAAGGCAAUGCUGGCAAAGAUGGAUGGAACCCCCCAGGUCAUGGUGAUGUUUUUCCUUCUUUGAUGAAUAGUGGCAAGCUUGAUGCACUUUUAUCGAAGGGAAAGGAAUAUGUCUUUGUUGCCAACUCAGAUAAUUUGGGCGCUGUGGUUGAUUUGAAAAUCCUAAAUCAUUUGAUCCAGAACAAGAAUGAGUACUGCAUGGAGGUGACACCAAAAACACUAGCUGAUGUUAAAGGUGGCACCCUAAUCUCUUACGACGGAAAAGUACAGCUUUUGGAAAUAGCUCAAGUUCCUGAUCAACAUGUCAAUGAAUUUAAGUCAAUAGAGAAGUUCAAGAUUUUUAACACCAACAACUUAUGGGUGAAUUUAAAUGCUGUUAAAAGACUUGUAGAAGCAGAUGCACUCAAGAUGGAGAUAAUUCCAAACCCCAAGGAAGUAGAUGGGAUUAAAGUUCUUCAACUUGAAACUGCUGCUGGUGCUGCAAUUAGGUUCUUUGAUCAGGCUAUUGGAGCUAAUGUUCCUCGAUCUCGUUUCCUUCCAGUGAAAGCAAGUUCAGAUCUACUUCUUGUCCAGUCUGAUCUUUACACCUUGACUAAUGAUGGCUAUGUCAUCCGCAAUCCAGCCAGGGCUAAUCCUUCUAACCCUUCUAUUGAGUUGGGACCUGAAUUCAAGAAGGUUGCCAGCUUCUUAAGUCGUUUUAAGUCGAUUCCCAGCAUUAUUGAGCUAGAUAGCUUGAAGGUCACUGGUGAUGUAUAUUUUGGAGCUGGCAUUACUCUGAAGGGGAACGUGACUGUCAAUGCUAAAUCUGGAGUGAAGUUAGAAAUUCCAGAUGGAGCUGUGAUUGCAAAUAAGGAUGUCAAUGGUCCUGAGGACAUAUAGGAGAGUUGAGUUACUGGUGUUAAACAACAUAGGAUGUUCCAAAGAAGCAAGGAGUAAUUUUUGGUUGCAGUUUAUAGAGAAUUAUCACAUUAACGAAAAUAAAUGAACAAUUUUGUUUU
Molecule: messenger RNA, 1674 nt
Organism: Solanum stenotomum
Lineage: Eukaryota; Viridiplantae; Streptophyta; Magnoliopsida; Solanales; Solanaceae
Product: UTP--glucose-1-phosphate uridylyltransferase-like
Exons: 21
Coding region: 122-1555 (477 amino acids)
Biological process (GO): glycogen metabolic process; UDP-alpha-D-glucose metabolic process
Cellular component (GO): cytoplasm
Molecular function (GO): UTP:glucose-1-phosphate uridylyltransferase activity
Source: RefSeq, a predicted model, not a curated record